Octodon degus (degu) is the source of this 576-nucleotide messenger RNA. RefSeq names its product capping actin protein of muscle Z-line alpha subunit 1 (gene Capza1). The record is from RefSeq and is a predicted model, not a curated record. Gene Ontology annotation, biological process: barbed-end actin filament capping; actin cytoskeleton organization. The coding region runs from base 40 to 576 and encodes 178 amino acids. Gene Ontology annotation, molecular function: actin filament binding. Gene Ontology annotation, cellular component: F-actin capping protein complex; actin cortical patch. The transcript has 8 exons. NCBI's taxonomy places the organism in Eukaryota, Metazoa, Chordata, Mammalia, Rodentia, Octodontidae.
AUCCAAGCUGAGUCCUUCUGUGCAUUUGCCCAGUAUAACAUGGAUCAGUUCACACCUGUGAAGAUAGAAGGCUAUGAAGAUCAGGUCUUAAUUACAGAGCAUGGUGAUCUGGGUAAUAGCAGAUUUUUAGAUCCAAGAAACAAAAUUUCCUUUAAGUUUGAUCACUUACGGAAAGAAGCAAGUGACCCCCAUCCGGAGGAAAUAGAUGGAAGUUUGAAGUCUUGGAGAGAAUCCUGUGACAGUGCUUUAAGAGCCUAUGUGAAAGAUCAUUAUUCCAACGGCUUCUGUACUGUAUAUGCUAAAAUUAUAGAUGGACAACAGACUAUUAUUGCAUGUAUCGAAAGCCACCAGUUCCAGCCUAAAAAUUUUUGGAAUGGUCGCUGGAGGUCAGAGUGGAAAUUCACCAUCACACCACCUGCAGCCCAGGUAGUUGGAGUGCUCAAGAUUCAGGUCCACUAUUACGAAGAUGGCAAUGUUCAAUUGGUUAGUCAUAAAGAUGUGCAAGAUUCAAUAAGUGUGUCGCUAGACAGGCAUUAUGUGAUACAUACCUAUAUCCCAGCACUCAGAAUAUGGUAG